CGGCGCAAUGCAGCUUCGUAUCGAAGAACGAGAAAGCUUCUGCGCGUGAAGCAAGAUCCUUCAUUUGCGCCAGCGACGACAGAAACAAAAGACCACAUCAUUUUCAAUCCACCGCCGAGCGUGCCUAACGUAUACCACACACCGAGCAAAUUCCUACCCCAGUCGGAUCCGCGAAGAAAAUUGUACGAAGAGGCAUUAUCGGCAUCGAAAUCUGGAGCACGAGCGCCUACAGAGAAAACAUCAAUCUUGGCUCGAAUAGCGGCGCAGCGUCAGGCAACGCAAGUCAAUGCGAAGAGUCUGAAGCCUGUACGGCCCGAGUACGAAAAACAAUAUCAUCUCACCCAAGUAGAAAUUGAUGAAAUUAUAAGAUUGAGGACGGAGGAUCCAUACUACUGGAGUCGAGUGCGCCUAGCGGAAAAGUUCAAAUGCUCACAAUUCUUCGUGAGCUUAUGCGUGACAGCACCAGAGCGCGCGAAGCAAGCCGAAGCAAAGAUUGAUGCGAUCAAGGAUAAAUGGGGUCGAACGAAGAGUGAGGCCAGACUGGCCAGGUCGGAGAGGAAGAAGCUCUGGGGCAGAGAUGCGUGAUUGUAGGAAAGAUGAUGGCAAGAAGACCAUCACCAUCAGAAAUGGAAUCGUCAUUGGACGCCCACAAGACUUCUGGCACCGACGAGAUCUCACGCCCUCGUGAGCAGAACGGCCAUUAUCCAUGAGGGAGGGUCGCUGCCAGCUGUGCUGCAUCUACCUGGAGAAGCAUUGUCUCGGUAGCGUAUGGCAGCGCAACCUUUGGACGUCCAUCCGAACCUGCCUCGCCUCCUUUCGAGCCUGGCUUCCAGAGCACAAACUGGCAGCAUCGCAGCGCCGCCAUGUCCAAGAGCGAGGAGGGGUAAAGAAAGGGCAAAGCGCGGCACACUGCAGUGUAAAUAUAGCACAUGCUGUAAGAUACCAAUUGAUGAGAGGCUGUGGUAAUCUCAGAGAUCAGGCCGCCA
This is a messenger RNA of Pseudocercospora fijiensis CIRAD86, 986 nucleotides long. RefSeq lists its product as uncharacterized. The record is from RefSeq and is a predicted model, not a curated record. Gene Ontology annotation, molecular function: structural constituent of ribosome. NCBI's taxonomy places the organism in Eukaryota, Fungi, Ascomycota, Dothideomycetes, Mycosphaerellales, Mycosphaerellaceae. Gene Ontology annotation, cellular component: mitochondrial large ribosomal subunit. The annotation marks the transcript as partial. The transcript has a single exon.